AUGGUGCCCCAUUUACCUUCAUGCCCAGGAAAUAUCAUGCAAUUUUCCUUCCCAGAACAGUUAGGUGCAGUACCAGCUGCUGUGUCAUUGGCAACGCUUUCUGAGGUUGCAUCGCCACCACUAAUGGAUGUGACGACUCCACCACACAGUACUUUUCAUUUUCAUUCCAAACAAUCAUACAGGGUCGUGAUAUCCACGCUAACGUCAGCGCCUCGCGUGGAUAAGCCAGUGGUCAUAUACCCCGUGGUCAUCUCGAUCGAAAAGACCUCUGUUCCACCAGAUCGUUGGAGUCUCUCGGUGCUCGUCAUUUUCACCCCAUCAUUUAUUGCAAAAUACAGAAGGCAAGAGUAG
Messenger RNA from Plasmopara halstedii, 351 nucleotides. RefSeq lists its product as uncharacterized. The transcript has a single exon. The coding region runs from base 1 to 351 and encodes 116 amino acids. Lineage: Eukaryota; Oomycota; Peronosporomycetes; Peronosporales; Peronosporaceae. The record is from RefSeq and is a predicted model, not a curated record.